GUGUGGUAUCAUAUGUCAUUGUGUCUGUAGGUGUGGUAUCAUAUGCCAUUGUGUCUGUAGGUGUGGUAUCAUACGUCAUUGUGUCUGUAGGUGUGGUAUCAUACGUCAUUGUGUCUGUAGGUGUGGUACCUAUCGGCAUUGUGUCUGUAGGUGUGGUAUCAUAUGUCAUUGUGUCUGUAGGUGUGGUAUCAUAUGCCAUUGUGUCUGUAGGUGUGGUAUCAUACGUCAUUGUGUCUGUAGGUGUGGUAUCUUAUGUCAUUGUGUCUGUAGGUGUGGUACCAUAUGCCAUUGUGUCUGUAGGUGUGGUACCAUAUGUCAUUGUGUCUGUAGGUGUGGUACCAUAUGUCAUUGUGUCUGUAGGUGUGGUAUCAUAUGCCAUUGUGUCUGUAGGUGUGGUAUCAUACGUCAUUGUGUCUGUAGGUGUGGUAUCAUAUGUCAUUGUGUCUGUAGGUGUGGUACCAUAUGUCAUUGUGUCUGUAGGUGUGGUAUCAUAUGUCAUUGUGUCUGUAGGUGUGGUAUCAUAUGUCAUUGUGUCUGUAGGUGUGGUAUCAUAUGUCAUUGUGUCUGUAGGUGUGGUAUCAUAUGUCAUUGUGUCUGUAGGUGUGGUAUCAUAUGUCGUUGUGUCUGUAGGUGUGGUAUCAUAUGUCAUUGUGUCUGUAGGUGUGGUAUCAUAUGUCAUUGUGUCUGUAGGUGUGGUAUCAUAUGUCAUUGUGUCUGUAGGUGUGGUAUCAUAUGCCAUUGUGUCUGUAGGUGUGGUAUCAUACGUCAUUGUGUCUGUAGGUGUGGUACCAUAUGUCAUUGUGUCUGUAGGUGUGGUACCAUACGUCAUUGUGUCUGUAGGUGUGGUAUCAUAUGUCAUUGUGUCUGUAGGUGUGGUAUCAUAUGUCAUUGUGUCUGUAGGUGUGGUACCAUAUGUCAUUGUGUCUGUAGGUGUGGUACCAUACGUCAUUGUGUCUGUAGGUGUGGUAUCAUAUGUCAUUGUGUCUGUAGGUGUGGUAUCAUAUGUCAUUGUGUCUGUAGGUGUGGUAUCAUAUGCCAUUGUGUCUGUAGGUGUGGUACCAUAUGUCAUUGUGUCUGUAGGUGUGGUACCAUAUGUCAUUGUGUCUGUAGGUGUGGUACCAUACGUGUGCCAACCGGGGCAGAGGGUGUCACAACACCAGGCUGAAGGAAGAUGGAGGAUGUACCAUCUGGUACAAUGAGAAGGAGCUGCUGUCCGACGUGGAAGAGCAUUUAAAGUGUACCAUCACCCAGUGUGAACCGGACAUCAAGGUCCCGGUGGACGACUUUGACGGCAAGGUGACCUACGGCAAGCGCAAAGCAGCAGCAGGUGGUAACUAUAGUGGUCAUGUGGCUGCAUUGGCUCCUACAGUUCAGGAGCUGGCCAAUCUGGAGAGAGAAGCUCAGACUUCCUUCCUUCAUCUGGGGUACCUGCCCAACCAGCUGUUCAAAGCCUUCUGAGCACACACCUGCCGGUCUAGAUACGCUGUUACACCUGGGCUUACAUCAACCACCUUAACGUCCUGCUUCCUGUCCACACACACACACACACACACACACACACACACACACACACACACACACACACACACACACACACACACACUUGUCCAAACAGCCUUUAAAUACACACCUGUUCUGACUGCCUGUACAGUGUGCAGGUCUUCCGAAGAGAAGAGGCUAGCGUAGCGGCUAGCUUAUGUUACUAAAAGCUAAACGCUAAACCAACAUGCAGUGUACCUACCCAACAUGCAGUGUACCUACCCAACAUGCAGUGUACCUACCCAACAUGCAGUGUACCUACCCAACAUGCAGUGUACCUACAGGCCGCUGUAGUUUUGAUUUCGUACCUGGAGAACGAGCAGCAUAGUUAAACACGUCUCUGGUUGGAUAUGAAGUGGUCCGGAGUCCGGAGAUAAACUUUGUGACUAGAGUCACAAAUAAAUUACAUUUGUGAAACAUAAACACAUAAAUGAGUUAUUAUUUCCCUUCUAAAGGAUUCAUUUAAUAAAAUUACUCUAAAAUGAUUUGAGUUUGAGCUGUUGAAAUAUUACUUCUGCUAAAAUAAAGAGUAAAAUUAAACUGUU
Molecule: messenger RNA, 2084 nt
Organism: Salvelinus namaycush (lake trout)
Lineage: Eukaryota; Metazoa; Chordata; Actinopteri; Salmoniformes; Salmonidae
Exons: 7
Source: RefSeq, a predicted model, not a curated record